This is a messenger RNA of Cottoperca gobio, 2685 nucleotides long. RefSeq names its product solute carrier family 6 member 1, like (gene slc6a1l). The record is from RefSeq and is a predicted model, not a curated record. NCBI's taxonomy places the organism in Eukaryota, Metazoa, Chordata, Actinopteri, Perciformes, Bovichtidae. Gene Ontology annotation, cellular component: plasma membrane. Bases 423 to 2216 code for a protein of 597 amino acids. Gene Ontology annotation, biological process: sodium ion transmembrane transport; nitrogen compound transport; amino acid transport. Gene Ontology annotation, molecular function: gamma-aminobutyric acid:sodium:chloride symporter activity. The transcript is spliced from 15 exons.
CACAAGUCGAACUUUAUUAUCAAGCACUCGAUAGCAGCUGCAGGAACAACCACAGGUCCUCCAAGGAUACAGUAAACAGGAGGUGCAAAAUCAAAAAGCAUAUACAAUGCGGCUUCCCUUGGACCUGGAAACUUUUCACAGUUGACUCAAAGAUGAUCUUUUCUCCUUUUGGAUGAUAAGUUGAGGUUUCAGGACUUUUGUGGUGCUGGCGUAGAGAAUUGAAGCUGAUGACCUGACGGAGGACUUGGAAAUCUCUCAGCUUUUUUACACAUCCAGUGUCUGCACAUUGUCCACAAGUCCAGAACAAAACUCAGUGUGAGAGACUCAGCCGGACAGGAACAGACUCUGAUUUGUCACCAUUGCAGGCUGUGAGGACCGCGAGACAUAGGCUACUGACCCCACUGGUCUGGAGUGGUUCCACCAUGGGGAAGACUGGGCAGAGUACAGUGGAAUUAAACUCCCCAACAGAGGUCAAACAAGCAGUUCCCUUUGAGGAGCUAGACCACAUGGCGCCCCCUGCAGAUGAAAAGAAGGAAAAACAAGAGCCACCUGAAAGGGGAAGCUGGAAGGGAAAGUUUGAUUUCCUAUUGUCAUGUGUGGGAUACGCCAUUGGCCUAGGAAAUGUCUGGAGGUUCCCUUAUCUGUGUGGCAAGAAUGGUGGAGGGGCCUUUCUGAUCCCAUACUUUCUGACCCUGGUGUUUGCCGGGAUACCUCUGUUCUUCAUGGAGACGUCUCUGGGACAGUUCACCUCAGUGGGAGGGCUGGGGGUGUGGAAGCUAGUCCCUAUGAUGAAAGGUGUUGGUUUAGCUUCAGUGGUUCUGUCCUUCUGGCUCAACAUCUACUAUAUUAUCAUCAUUGCCUGGGCACUCUACUACUUAUUCAACUCCUUUGGUUCGGAACUGCCUUGGCAAAGUUGUGAUAACCCCUGGAACACAGAGAAAUGUUUUUGCAACUACAGUCUGACUGACACCACCAACCUGACCAGUGCUGUCACCGAGUUCUGGGAGCGUAAUAUGCACCAGCUGUCCAGUGGGCUGGAGGAGCCAGGAGAGGUGCGCUGGCCCUUAGUUGGAACUCUUGCACUGGCCUGGAUCCUUGUCUAUUUCUCAAUCUGGAAAGGAGUGGAGUGGACAGGAAAGGUGGUGUAUUUCUCAGCCACCUAUCCCUACAUCAUGCUGAUCAUCCUUUUCUUCCGUGGGGUCACUCUGCCUGGAGCCAUCGAUGGGAUCCGCUUCUACAUCACUCCAGACUUCAAUAAGCUCACCCGCUCUGAGGUGUGGCUGGACGCAGCCACUCAAAUCUUCUUUUCCUACGGACUGGGCCUGGGCUCGCUCAUCGCACUGGGGAGCUACAACUCUUUCAACAACGAUGUGUACAAGGACUCCAUCAUAGUGUGCUGUGUCAACUCCUGCACCAGCAUGUUUGCUGGCUUGGUCAUCUUCUCCAUUGUAGGCUUCAUGUCCCAUAUCACUAAGAAACCUGUCCAUGAAUUAGCAGCAUCAGGUCCGGGUCUGGCGUUUUUAGCUUAUCCUCAGGCCGUCACCCAGCUGCCCAUGUCCUCUCUGUGGGCCAUCCUCUUCUUCUCCAUGCUCAUGAUGCUGGGCCUGGACAGUCAGUUCUGCACAGUGGAAGGCUUCAUCACUGCUCUGAUGGAUGAAUAUCCCAUGGUGCUGAGGAAGAGGAAGAAGAUCUUCAUCCUCAUUGUGUGCUUCAUCUCCUUCAUCAUCGGCUUCUCCAACGUCACACAGGGUGGUCUGUACGUGUUCAAGCUGUUUGAUUACUACUCAGCCAGUGGGAUGUGUCUUCUAUUCCUCGUCUUCUUCGAAACCGUUUCCAUAUCCUGGUUUUAUGGAGCUGAAAGGUUUUAUAAGGACAUUGAGAGCAUGAUCGGCUAUAGGCCAUGUGGCUGGUGGAAGCUCUGUUGGAAGUUCUUCACUCCGCUGAUCUGCCUGGGGGUGUUUACCUUCAGUGCCAUUGAGAUGACCCCUCUGACCUUGGGGAAGUAUGUCUACCCGCUGUGGGGCCAAGUGGUUGGCUGGUUAAUGGCUUUGUCUUCCAUGAUACUGAUCCCAGCCUAUGUCGUCUACAUCUUCUGCAUCACCAAGGGCAGCAUCAAACAGCGUUGGUGGAAGAUGACAACUAGCCGGCAGGAUGAAAAGCCAUCGGGGCAUGAAGAAUUUACACACACAGGGAGAGUGGGCGAAGCUCCUGUCUAGCCAGGAUUGUUCAGGAGUUACUAAAGUCAAUAUUGAAUUGGACAGAUGGAGUCUUGUACAGCAUUUUACUAUGUUGUUUUCCUCCAUCUUAAUUUGUUUUUCGUAAAUUUAAAGAUGAGGAGGCACUUUUUAUAAAUUUAGAGGAUAGAAGAUUUCCUGUUGCAUUAAAAGAGUGAACUCAAAUUGAAUGUUAUAGAUCAGCGUUGAACCUGUGUACAUAUACCACAUAUAUACCAUUAAUGUAUGUCUGUAAAUCUUCCUCCUACUUGUACAUUUUCUCUACUACUCAACAAAACUUACUGUCUUUGUCUAUAAGCUUACCAUUACAUUGCAUUACAAAAUCUGGUAAAACUUGAUUUUAGGUGUACAACUGUAAUGCAUCAAAGAUUAUAUGCUUGUGGUAGCUUAAAGAACCAACCAACCAGCCACUGUGAUAUUUUUGUCCAGCAAUAAAUAUAUGGGCCAUGCA